GCCGGACAUGCCUACAGCGCGGAGAUCGGAGAUCGACAUCGACGGCGGCUUAAGUGGAGUCUCAACACUGUGGAAGUUCGGUCUGCACUGCGUUCGGCUGUGAAUGAUAUUUUCAAAUCGAACGCUCGAUGGUUGAAGGGCGACGUCGAAUUCGAAGGGGUCUAACGCGGCGUUAGGUUUGCAAUAUGAAUGGAAAACAUGGGUGUGCAUUGGUUCAUCGUGUUGUGGAUGUUUUUUUGUGUUCGCCCGUUCGGAUUUGUGUCUGUCGCGGCCCAAACGGCAUCUUCGAUGUGCAACAUACAGGAGUGCAACUGUACUGUUAAGGCAGCUCCUUGGAUAGUAAUUAACUGCAGUUUAAGCGAGGGACAGGUUGUGAAUACGAAAUACGUCCACGUUCCGGAAACUGCGAUCGAAAUCUUCAUAAAUGGCGGUCGAGAGGUGAUUUUCUCGACGACAACAUUCAAAGGCAUGCCCGGAUUGAAUCUCAUUCGCAUGAACGGAGUGAGAAGGAUCUGGAUGGAGAAGAAGUCCUUUUAUUUAAUUAACUCUUCUAGUCUACUAAUUCAAAUAAAAAACUGUGAUGAACUUAUUAUUAAGACUGGUGCGUUUGAACAGUUACAGAGUUCCGUCACCACCGAGAUAUUCGACGUGGACUUCAUCAGCAUCGAGCCCUUGGCGUUCAGCAAGCUCUACAACAGCACGUUCAAAAACAUCAAAACGCUGAAGCUCCACGAGCGAGCUUUCGAAUUCGACAACCAAGCCGAUAAUUACGGACACGGCCCCGCCGUCAUCAUCAUCUUCGACAACGCGGCCAUACCGAGAUUACCGCGCGACGUGUUCCUGGUGUCUCUGGCGAGCGUGUCGUUUCGCAGAUGCAACGUCACUCGCGUGGAGAACGACGCUUUCAAAUCCACCGAGAUCGCUCUGAUCGAAUUCAUCGAUUCCAACGUCGAUACCAUAGAAGAGGGAGCGUUCGCGCAACGGGCGCUGAUACACGAAUUAAUUAUAACGAGAUGUAACAUUACGAAAAUCGAUACGGGAUCCAUUCUUGCCUCCAUGGAUAAUUUUUCAUUGACCGAUUCCCUUGUGGUUGAUAUCCAACCUGGUGCCAUAAGCGCAACGACAGUGAGAACAGAAUUGAUCAACAACGAGAUUUUCAACAUUUACUCGCAGGGUGUGGUGGUAAACAGUUGGAGUUUUAUACUGAUGAACAAGAACAUUAUAAAACGAGUAUGCAGUAGAUUCAUCGUGCCAUCAGACGAUAGGGUAAACAGCGCAUUAUCGUUCGUCGGUAACGAAAUUUACGAUGUCGAAGAAGGAGCUUUCGCGCAACUGUCGCAAUUCGGGCCGCAAUUGCUUAAAUACGACGACAAUUUCUUCAAUCGAUCCUGCGAUUGUUCGAUCGACGCUUGGCUGAUUAAAAUAUCCAAUAGCACUCGAUUCAGUCAGAUAAUCGGAGACACGAGUUUUUGUACGGUCAGCACGACGGUAUCGAAAUGCUUCUCCCUGCCGGUAGGUACGAUGAACAUAAAGAAUUUCACAGAGAAAUCCUGCAAAAAUUUCACGUCAUGCGAACCGUACGAGGGAAAAACCCGAAUCGUCGACACGACCAGUAGGAUAUUCGUCGAGGAAUUCGAUUACUCCAAACAAACAGUUACCAUACUAAUAAUCACAACGGUAGUAGUGUUCGUAAUAAUCGUCGUCGUCGCUCUAUUCAUGCUCAUCCUGGGCAACCGAUGGAUAAAGGAAAAAAUCCAUUUCCGAAGCAACAACUACAACAACAACGACCUGAGUAUAGAAGAAGAAGGCACCGUGGUUACGUUAGACGAGAACAAGCAAAUCGAAAUGCCCGACGAACUCACCAUGGACUUCCUGCAGGACCUAAAAAAGCGCCUCGACGAUCCCGCUACGCGACAGCAGGCCGAAUACAUGAUCGAAUAUCUGUACGAAACCUUCGUCGAAGAAGGAUACGAACCGAACAAUCGCCAGGACGAGGCGCAUUUGUACGAAGAGCUGGGCAAUUUGAAGUUACACACGCCGCCGCCGCCUUACGAGGAAGAAAAAGACGCAGCGGCCGAAAAUAUUUUGAAAUUAAUGGAGCAAAAGGUCAAUCGGCAAAUACCUGCGAUACUGGCAGGGGAUUAUUCCGAGCCGACGGAUGCGGCGGUGCAUCUGUAUUCCGAAUUGAAGAAAUCCGAUAAAUGUAAUAAAAAGGAAAGUAAUUCGACGACAGAUUCCAACGAAACAUUCGAUUCACAGGAUUAUUUGUUCGAUCAACCCGGACCGUCCACAAAAAUGUGAUCAUUUCAAUGAAUGAUGGAAAUUAACUAUUGGUAUAUAGAAGAGAAGCGAGGAAAAACUGUUGGAAAAAUAGUUGGAUUGUGUCGAAACUCAAGAAAAUUUUAAUAUUUGAAGCACAUAAAUCCUCUUUGACGACUAUCUUUUCAUUACAUUGUUAUAGGUACACAUGGUGCUCAAUUUCUUGUAGAAAAUGCCAAAUAUUUUGGUCGAAUUAAUGUACGUGGAUACUUCGAUAAAAAAACAAACCAAAUUGCCUCGAACGAAAAAUCGGAAGGCAAUUUUCUCAUUACAUGUAGAUUUUUUUAACUUUUAACGUUGAUUAUAGCUUUAAAUUUAUUCCAAUUUUCUUGUACAUUUCUGUAUAAUAUCGCAUAAUUACUUCAAAAGCGGAAAUUACGAAUUAAUGCGAGUUUGUUUGACGAGUGGCUGCUUAAAGGACUGAAAUGUAUAUUAUAAAAGGCGUGUCAUUGAAUAAAUUAAUGUUUAAUAUUUUAUUCCAUUUUUAAGGGCACUUGUUAGUAGAUAAAUAAUUGUAUUUUAUUACUGUGGCAAUAAUCGUAGCGUAAACCUCAACUAUUAGGUAAUAUAAUUAUCGUUAUUGAAAUAAAUAUUGUAAAUAGAAAUUUAUAUAUCUUCUUUAAACGACUUUCAUGAAGCUUUGAAAGUAACGAAUUCUUUCAGAAAUUAUUACUUAAUUGUAUCAAUACGCGUUUACUUUUUUACUAAAAAAAUAUUCUUAGCAAGGUCUGUCUUGCCUUACUGUGAUAAUGUGUUAAGUUGUAUAUUUUGUAUGUUAUC
Phyllotreta striolata is the source of this 3099-nucleotide messenger RNA. The record is from the annotation of a GenBank genome assembly. NCBI's taxonomy places the organism in Eukaryota, Metazoa, Arthropoda, Insecta, Coleoptera, Chrysomelidae.